This is a messenger RNA of Archocentrus centrarchus (flier cichlid), 1981 nucleotides long. Its product is annotated as kunitz-type protease inhibitor 1-like. The record is from RefSeq and is a predicted model, not a curated record. Gene Ontology annotation, cellular component: plasma membrane. NCBI's taxonomy places the organism in Eukaryota, Metazoa, Chordata, Actinopteri, Cichliformes, Cichlidae. The transcript has 10 exons. Gene Ontology annotation, biological process: extracellular matrix organization; epidermis development; epithelium development. Gene Ontology annotation, molecular function: protein binding; serine-type endopeptidase inhibitor activity. The coding region runs from base 181 to 1677 and encodes 498 amino acids.
GAGGGAGGGUUGUCGUCCUGGUCUUCCUGUCAGAGAACAGGUAAGGCACACUUGAGCAGGUAGCUCAGAGUUCCGGGGAAUUUUCUUCUGGAAUCCGGACCAAAGUGAAGCGCAGCGCCGACGCGCUAGGCCGCAAUAAACGGGCUUUCCUCCUCACGUUGAGACCGGCCGCAGCUGGACAUGUCUAAGUUCUCCUCUUCCUCCCUCUUCCUCCUCCUCGCGCUCCUGCGGCCUGGCGCAGCGACAGAGGACGCGCACUGCAGCGGCGCGUUCCACUCCGGGAAGGACGACUUCGUGCUGUACACGGAGGACUCGGUGAAGGAGGGCGCGGCUCUCCUGGAAACACCAAGCUUCAGCACCGACGCCGAGUGCGAGCGCGCGUGUUGCAAGGACCCGCGCUGCAAUCUGGCGCUGCUGGAACCGCGCGGCACCGCAACGCAAAACCGCACGUGCGUCCUGUUCGACUGCGUCCAGAGAAACCGCUUCGUGUGCAGGUUCGUGAGCCAGGAUAAAUACCAGAGCUACAUCAGAGAGUCCGUGUUCCAGAAAUUCCUGGGGACCCGGCAGAAAUCAGAUGAGAAGGAUUCGCCCAUCGCCAAUGCAGGCCGUGAUGUCACCGUUCAGCCUGGAGAGACUGUGACGCUCAACGGCACCGAGAGCCUGGCAAGGGGUGACGCCGAAAUCAAAGACUACCGCUGGAGUCUGGAAAGUGGUGGCAACAAUGUCAAGAUGGAGAAGACAGAUCUCCCUGACCAGGUGCAGCUCUCCAACCUGCAGCCGGGCUCAUACGUCUUCAAGCUGACUGUCACCGACUCCAACGGCCAAUCGGAUAACGAAAAGGUCACAGUCCUCGUCCUCAACCCACAACAGACCAGCUUGUACUGUCGGGCUCCAACAAAGGUCGGGCCGUGCCGCGCGGCGUUUACUCGCUGGCAUUACAACGCCACGAAGGGCGACUGUGAGCAGUUUAUGUUUGGAGGCUGUAAAGGAAACAACAACAACUUCCUGUCCAAAGAACAGUGUCUCUCUGCCUGCAGAGGAGUCACAGUGACGCCAGAGAGGAGCAUCACUCUGCCAUCUACAGAGGUGUGUGACUCGCCGUGUGGUCCUGAUCAGCUGACCUGUGACAGCGGCUGCUGCCUGGACAGAAGUCUGGAGUGUGACAACGUGAAGCAGUGCAGCGAUGGAUCAGAUGAGAACCAGUGCAACAAAUUGAAUCAGACCUUGAGCCUCCUGCUGGACAUCAGUGUGAACCAGAAGAAAGCUCAGUGCACGGAGCCCCCCCGCACCGGUCCAUGUCGGGCAAAAUUCACCCACUGGUACUACGACCCACUGAGCAAGAAGUGCCACCGCUUCACCUUCGGCGGCUGUGACGGGAACAAAAACAACUUUGUGAAGAAACAAGAAUGCAUCGAGGCCUGCGACGGCGUCACCGAAAGUGACGUAUUCCCCAAAAGUUUGUUCGAACGCUUAGACCCCGAAGAAAAUGAAAACUCAGGCUCCAUCACGCUCGCCGUGAUCCUGUCAGUGGGCAUCAUGGCUCUGCUGGCCAUCCUGGCCUACUGCUUCCUGAAGGCGCGCAGGAAGCGCACUCACAGGCCCGUCAACAGCACGGCCCACGAGGCGCUGCCCGAGGAGGACACGUCCGUUUACAACAGCACCACCAAACCUGUGUGAUGUCAUCCCCGCUGUGACCAAUCUGCUGCCUCCUUCUUUGCUUUGAUUGAACUCUCCUUCAAAUGUGUUUGUUUCUCAGCUGUUUUCAGUCAGAGCUGCUGCUGUCGAUUACUCACAGUUCAGGUGACGCUGCUGCUGGAUUUUUAAUGAUGUGUCAGCAGCGUCUUUACUGCUCUCUGUUUCAGUAUUUAUGAAUUCAGUGUCUGGGUCUCAGGUUUUUUUAGUUUUUAUGUAAAUAUGAAGUUGGUCUCAGAGUUUUAAGUUCUGCCGUCGUCAUGUUUUUAAAUUUGUUAAUAAAGUUUGA